Molecule: messenger RNA, 1869 nt
Organism: Dioscorea cayenensis subsp. rotundata (Guinea yam)
Lineage: Eukaryota; Viridiplantae; Streptophyta; Magnoliopsida; Dioscoreales; Dioscoreaceae
Product: LRR receptor-like serine/threonine-protein kinase ERECTA
Exons: 3
Coding region: 1-1869 (622 amino acids)
Molecular function (GO): protein binding
Source: RefSeq, a predicted model, not a curated record
AUGAGUUCCGGCCACCGGAACCCCAUCACUUUCUUCCUCAUUUUCAUUGUGUUCCUCUUGAGGUUCAGGUCCUUUUCCUGGACACAAACCUCCCAUUCCCAAUGUAUCGACCUUCUCGAACUCAAGAAAGGCUUUUUAUUCUCGUAUGCAACUACUUCGCUCCCGUCCUGGCUCACUGGCACAGACUGCUGCACCUGGGAAGGGCUCACCUGCGAAGAAGCUUCCGGUCUGGUCGUCUUUCUCGACCUCAGCGAGCGAAACAUCUCUGGCAAGAUUAUGCCAUUCCUCUUUAACAUCACCUCCCUUCAAAGACUCAACAUUGCCCACAAUUCGUUUGAUGAAAGUCCUCUACUUGAAAUCAGAAACCUUGGCAAUCUCACUCAUCUUAACCUCUCUAAUUCCGGGGUCAUAGACCAAGUCCCCAUGGACAUUUCUCUCCUCAGAAAGCUGGUAUCUUUGGACCUCUCUUGGUCAGGAUGGAACACAGAAUCACCUCCACUGGAUCUCCGGAAGCUCAUUGGAGGCCUCUCAAACUUGAAGGAACUCUACUUGGAUGGUGUCAAUGUCUCUGCAAAUGGGACACAGUGGUGUAGUGUCAUCUCUGAAUCUGUUCCAAAGCUUGAAGCUCUCAGCUUGGUGGGCUGUUCACUCACAGGACCAAUUGACAGUUCCUUGUCCAAGCUCCGGAAUCUGUCUCUACUUCGUCUUGAUGACAAUGAUUUGUCUUCUGAGGUACCUGAAUUCUUUGAAGAUUUCUACUCUUUGAAUGUGCUUACUCUCUCCAACUGCAAACUCCAGGGAUUUUUCCCGAAACGUGUGUUUCAACUCAAGAACUUGAAGUAUAUUGAUAUAUUACACAAUGAUGAGCUUUCAGGCUAUUUGCCAGACUUCCUGAAAGAUAGCACUCUGGAGAGCUUGAUAAUUUCAUCCACGAAUUUCUCUGGUAGUUUAUCGGAUUCUUUAGGAAAUUUGGAGUCAUUGAUGGAUUUGGAUCUUAGUGGUUGUCAUUUCUCAGGAUCAAUACCUUGGUUAUUCCGGAAUCUAAGCCAGUUGGUCUAUGUGGAUCUCUCUUCAAAUAAUGUCACAGGAGAGAUACCAGUAAUUCUUGGUGGAAUAUGGAUUUCUGAAAUUUUGCUCUCAAAUAAUAAUCUGACAGGAUCCGUCCCUGAAUCUUUCAGCCAGCUCAACCAUCUAGUUACUCUUGAUUUACAGGAGAACUUUCUCUCUGGAUCGAUCCCGGCAUCUUUGUUCACUCUCCCAGCAUUGCAAGAGUUACAACUAAGUGAGAACGAGUUCUCUGGGCAGCUGGAAGAGUUCUUAAAUGGCUCUUCUGUGUUACAAGUUGUUGAUUUGGGCAACAAUAAUCUCCUAGGGGAGAUCCCAAAAUCAAUGUUUGAUCUCUUGGGUCUCCAGUCUCUUGUGUUGUCCUCAAACAACUUCACUGUCACAAUUGAACUGGACUUGUUUCGCAACUUCCGGAAUCUCAAAUACUUAGAUCUAUCAAGCAACAACUUGUCAGUGUCUGACGGAACCGGCGAUGCUUCUCUUCUCUUUCCUUCCCUUGCAGAAUCUCCAGGCUUUGCCUCUGGUCUUCUCUUGAUUCGCAAAAGUAUGGGCGCCACAAGCAUUGGACCAGUAGGGGUCUCUAUGUCAGUACUCGCAAUUGCCCUCAUGGGCGUAUGCGUCUCAGCUUUAGCUUCUUCUGAUGAUCUCACUCUGCAGCCUUUAUGGGCAAGUAAGUCCUUCCCGUCAGAAGGUCCCUCAUUUGGCGGUGCGAAUCGUCUUCCUUUACGGCAUGGGCGACUCUGGCAAGAUUCUAUGAAAAGUUCUUAUGCACGUAAGCCUGUCAUCUCACCAGAAGCCACCUAG